AUGUUCCUUGCUCGAUUAGCAGGUAUCGCAGGCCUUCUGGCCGCUCUUGUAGUCGCUCAGACCACUACACUCCAAGCCGAGUCCGCGACACUAUCUGGUGUCACCGUUGCCACUGCAGUUGCCGGAUAUACUGGCACUGGCUACGUGGAGGGUUUUGACGAAGGCAUAGACAAGGUCACCUUCAGCGUCCCCGCCACAAUUUCGCAACUCUACGACCUCCAACUCGUCUACAACGGUCCCUACGGCGACAAAUAUACCUACGUUGUCCUCAACGGUGCAGGUGGCUCCCAAGUCUCCCUCCCAGCCACAACAACAUGGACGACUGUCUCUGCUGGCCAAGUGCUCCUCAACGCCGGCUCCAACACGAUCGAAAUCCAGAAUAACUGGGGCUGGUACCUCAUUGACAGCAUCAUUUUGUCACCCAGCCCGAAGCGCGGCGCACAUAAGAUUACCACGCAGCCUGUGAGCCCGAAUGCGAAUGCUGAUGCGAAAGCACUGCUCAAAUACCUCGGAAGCAUUUACGGCAAGAACAUCCUCUCCGGCCAACAGGACCAAGCAUCUCUCGACUGGGUAACAGCAAAUGUCGGCAAGACACCCGCCAUCCUCGGUUUGGACUUGAUGGACUACACCGAAUCCCGCAUCUCGCGCGGCGCAUCAUCCACCGACGUCGAUAAAGCCAUCGCGUUCAACAAGAAAGGCGGCAUCGUGACAUUCGUAUGGCACUGGGGCGCACCCGUUGGUCUUUACGAUAAUGCUACGCAGCCGUGGUACUCUGGAUUUUAUACGGCGGCGACGGAUUUCGAUGUCGAGACUGCGCUAAAGGAUACGACGAAUGCGAACUACACGCUGCUGAUUAAGGAUAUUGAUACUAUUGCCGUGCAGCUCAAGAAACUCCAGGAUAAUGGGGUACCGGUGCUGUUUAGGCCGUUGCACGAGGCGGAGGGGAGGUGGUUCUGGUGGGGCGCCAAAGGUCCCGAGCCAGCUAAGAAACUCUACAAAAUCGUCUUCGACCGCCUCACCCGCAUUCACAAACUGCAGAACCUGAUCUGGGUCUGGAAUUCUGUGGCGAAGGACUGGUACCCCGGCAACUCCUACGUCGACAUCGUCUCCGCCGACACUUAUGCGCAGGGCGACCACGGCCCGAUUUCUGCGACGUACAAUAAUCUUCUUACUUUGACUGGGGACACGAAGAUCAUUGCCGCCGCGGAGAUUGGGUCAGUCAUGGAGCCGAGCUUGUUGAAGGCGUAUCAGGCGGAUUGGGCGUGGUUUGUGGUUUGGAGUGGGGACUAUAUUAGUGCGGGGGUGUGGAAUAGUCUGGAUUUGUUGAAGAGGGUGUAUACUGAUGCGUAUGUGCUUACGCUGGAUGAGAUUCAGGGGUGGCGG
Molecule: messenger RNA, 1383 nt
Organism: Macroventuria anomochaeta
Lineage: Eukaryota; Fungi; Ascomycota; Dothideomycetes; Pleosporales; Didymellaceae
Product: glycoside hydrolase family 26 protein
Exons: 3
Biological process (GO): substituted mannan metabolic process
Molecular function (GO): carbohydrate binding; mannan endo-1,4-beta-mannosidase activity
Source: RefSeq, a predicted model, not a curated record